AUGAAUUCAUUGGUUCGACCCACGCUUAAGAUCUCAUUCCCAUCGGUAUCGACCAGCGCCUUGAUAUUGAAGUGCCGUUACAGCAGUCACGCUAAUGAAGGUUCUGGCAAACUCGGAAGUAAUAAUGCUCAACCCCGGCGAGGAGCCUUACGAGCCAUACAAGACGCCGAGAACAGAAUAUUCCAGAUAUCUGAGGAAGUAAAAGAAGCUAGAGUGUCCCAUAAACCAGUUGUAGCUUUAGAAAGCACAAUUUAUACACACGGAUAUUCAUACCCUGACAAUGUCAAGUUAGCUCUCGAUCUAGAGAACGUUGUUCGUCUUAAUGGAGGAAUCCCAGCAACAAUUGGUAUCUUGGACGGUGUAGCACGUGUCGGAUUAAGUAAUGAGGAGUUGAUUGCUGUCGCAUCUGCAGCAGGGAAACCAGAGACUAUGAAGGUCUCUCGUAGAGAUUUGCCUUACAUUCUAGGAAUGGGAAUCGCAGGACGCAAAAUUACUGGGGGUACCACGAUCGCUAGCACCAUGAUUUUAGCACGAAAAGCUGGAAUCAGUGUUUUUGGUACUGGUGGUCUGGGAGGUGUCCAUCGUGGAGGUCAGGACAGUAUGGAUAUUUCUGCCGACCUUACCGAACUUGGACGUACUCCUAUUGCCGUGAUCAGCAGUGGCUGUAAAAGCUUCUUAGAUAUUCCUCGGACUUUGGAGUAUCUAGAAACUCAGGGAGCUGGUGUCUUCACAUUUGCAGAUGGACGUACUGGUCCAAUUGACUAUCCAGCAUUUUUCACCCGUGAUAGUGGUGUCAAGAGUCCGAUGGUCAUUCAAAAUGCCGAAGAGGCUGCUGCAAUUAUUUUUGCCCAGGACUUUUUGAAGAUUGAAAGUGGCUUCCAUUUUGCGAAUCCAAUUCCUGAAGAGUUUUCUCUUCCCAAGUCUGAGAUCGAUGAUGCAAUCGACCAAGCAGUUCAAGAAGCUGCCGAACAAGGUUUUCAUGGUCAUGCGAAUACUCCCUUCAUUCUGGCAAGGAUCAAAGAGCUUACAAAGGGCAAUAGUGUGGCAGCCAACCGGGCGUUGAUAGAGUCGAACGUUAAGAUGGCGACAAGAGUUGCCGUUGAGCUUGCUAGAUUGAGAUUAGAUAGAAAGGCCAGCCGGAACGAAACUAGCAAAGUACCCACACAGAAUUCCACUAAAGCCAAGAGGGACAGAAUGGACCCAUAUCACCCUAGUUUCCUAAAUGCGUGCUCAUCCAACAUCUCCCCUCCAAAGCCCAGCAUAGUCGUCGUAGGCUCAGUAGCUAUAGAUCUCUCUUGUGACUAUACUCCUCGUACCAACCAACCGACAGGAGGUUCUUCACCCCAGAUGCACACAUCAAACAUCGCACAAAUCCGCUCAUCAAUAGGUGGCGUUGGUUAUAACAUUCUACGAGCGGCCCAGCUUAGUAGCAAAGAGCCUGUCAAUCUCUAUACGUUCAUUGCAGAUGAUCAGGCCGGAAAAACGAUAACUCAAAGCUUACAAGCCAACGGACACAACACCGAUGAUAUUACGGUAUGCUCAAAGGACACUGACUACCGCACAGCUCAGUACGUCGCCAUCAACGACGGAAAGAAAGAUCUCGUUGUGGCCAUGGCCGAUAUGGAUAUAUUUGCUAGACCCCCAAAUGACCCAUCUAUCCGGGCCAUGUACAAUAAACUCAGCACGCUUACAUCUUCUACCAAAUGCAUUGCCAUAGACGCAAACUGGCAAUCGGAAGUCAUCCACGGUUUUCUGAAGGCCGCCAAAUCUUCAUCACCUUCCAUCAAAAUCGCAUUCGAACCCGUGUCAACCACCAAAUCCGCACGUCUUUUUGAACCCCCCACCGACUCAUCUAUCAAACCACACAAUCUUCCCGUCUUCCCACACCACAUCAUCGAUCUCGCCACUCCGAAUGAACAUGAACUCGCCUCCAUGCACGAUUCCGCUACCGCACACGGCAAAUUCGAAACCGACGAAUGGUGGAAAACCAUCGACGCCCUCGGUAUUCCCAGCACCGGUGCUCGAGACCGUUUCGUGCACAUGACAUCGCGAGAACUAACCGACCAAGGCAUUCCCGUUCAAGCCAUCCAACUCCUUCCUUAUAUCCCCACUCUCCUCACGAAACUUGGGGCAAGAGGUGUCCUACUCACGUCCAUACUUACUCCUACCGAUCCACGCCUUCGAGAUCCGAAUCAUGCACCGUAUAUCCUGUCGCGUUGUGCGAAUGAGAAUGAAGAGGUGGGCGGAGUAUAUAUGAGGUUGUUUCCGGUAGUCGAGAAGGUCCAGGAGGGAGAUGUGGUUAGUGUUAAUGGGGUUGGUGAUACGUUUUUGGGGGUAUUGAUUGCGGGGUUGGCGAGGGGGUGUGAAGUGGGGGAGGAAUUGAUUGAGAUUGCGCAGAGAGGAGCGGUUAUGACAUUGAAGAGUGGGGAGAGUGUUAGUCCUGAAGUGGGAGGGUUGAGGGAGGAGUUGGAUCAGUUGUGUCAACGUCAAAGUAGGAGAGAUUUGAGUAAAAGAUGA
This is a messenger RNA of Sclerotinia borealis F-4128, 2517 nucleotides long. The record is from the annotation of a GenBank genome assembly. NCBI's taxonomy places the organism in Eukaryota, Fungi, Ascomycota, Leotiomycetes, Helotiales, Sclerotiniaceae.